Arctia plantaginis is the source of this 552-nucleotide messenger RNA. The record is from the annotation of a GenBank genome assembly. NCBI's taxonomy places the organism in Eukaryota, Metazoa, Arthropoda, Insecta, Lepidoptera, Erebidae.
AUGCCGACCAGUGCAGUGUAUCAGCCUACAACGGUGACCUAUGAACAACAGCCGACCGACCAACGGUGGAACUGUCCCAUCAGCUACUUCUCACGGCGGGUGACAAGUACCUUGAACAGGGCAGUUUGCGUCCGAAUUGGAUUAUGUUUACUGGGCAGCACACUUUUUGUCAUCGGUCUGGCGCUGUUAAUUGCCGGUGGAGUGCAGUAUUCAAACGCGCCGCCAACACCGACCCCCGACGGCGCUGAUAACGGCAUCGGCACACUUAUCGCAGGAGGGGUCAUCCUUUUCCUUGGAUUACUGUUUGCUGGUGUAGGUGGUUGGGCCUGGUCGAAGCUUGGCGGGGGUAAGGAAGCUCCUGCCAGCGGAGCAGCGGCUCUUACGGCGCUUAAUCCAUCAACGGAUCCCUUGGUAGCUGCACAGUACGCACCUGUCCGUGACGCGCCGCCAGCGCCAGAUGACGAAAUGCGUAAUCUUAUGGACAAUAAGGACUGUCUAAGCAGUGCGGAAGAAAGCGACAAAAUGCUGGAUGGCAGGCCAUCAGUAGCGUAA